CCGAAACCAAUUCCAAAUCGGCUUCAAAAGCGUGACUUUUUUCCGCGAAAAAUGUUUUUUUCGGGAAAAUUGGGCGUGAAAAUCUCAAGGAAAAUUGAACCAGACAAAUAAGUACGUCGCUGUUGAAUUAUUAACCGAAAUCGAACCUGCUGCUGGACAAGGACACGCAAAGACACUGGAAUUGGCCAAAGUGGGGAACAUAUUGUUGUAAACAUUUGCGAAGAUAACAAUUAACAAACCAAUAAAUUUAAUGGUCGGGUUCCACUGGUUCCAAUUUCCAGUAGCCGGUCAGUCAGGUUUGAGUGCGCAUCGGGUCCUCGUCAGUAGUGGUCAAUUAGUGCGAGUCUUGCGAUAUGGUUCCAUCGGGUACCCGGAAAUUGUUGUGGAUUGUUGCUGUUUGUUUUGUUCAUUGUCCUGAUGAGUUGAACGGGCAAUGGGUGGUUGAAGAUGAUGGCUGUCGUACUCCAGACCGAGGCACCGGCAACUGCAUCCCCAUCACAGACUGCAAGCCCAUGCUUAACGUCCUCCAAAGGGUGAAAAGACCCAUUUCGGACGCUGUGAUGAAGCGCCUGCAGAGCUACACAUGCGGCUCAUAUGGUUCAAGCAUCAAGGUCUGCUGCCCUCCAAGCGAAAUCGUUUUGGAGACUGAAAGCCUCCCGCCAGACGUGUCCAACCACCCCAACCUCUACCUCUUGCCGAAAGAUUGCGGGUAUUUGAACACGGACAAUCGCAUAACCAAUGGGGAAAACGCCGCCAUCAACGAGUUCCCUUGGAUGGCUCUGCUGCGCUAUAGAAACUCUAGAGGCCUGAAGUUCAAUUGCGGCGGCUCCAUCAUCAACCGGAACUACAUCCUGACUGCGGCCCAUUGCCUUUCCGGAAUCACUUCCCAACUAGUUUCAGUGCGAGUGGGGGAGUACAGCAUAAAAAACGACACCGAUUGCGACCUGGUCAACAAGACCCUCAAGUGCAACCCGCCAGUGCAGGACGUGGCCAUCGAGAAGGUGAUUCCUCAUGAGCAGUUCAAGACGGGGAGGAACGGCUUUGAUAUCGGGCUGAUUCGCGUCUCCACCAUGAACCUGGAAGUUGAAAGCGCGCGACCAGUCUGCUUACCAUUGGGUCGGGAGCGGACCAGGAAGUUUGACGCGGUGUUUGUGACCGGAUGGGGAGUGGAGAAUGUGGCUACUG
This is a messenger RNA of Dendroctonus ponderosae (mountain pine beetle), 1185 nucleotides long. Its product is annotated as phenoloxidase-activating factor 1. Gene Ontology annotation, molecular function: serine-type endopeptidase activity. Gene Ontology annotation, biological process: proteolysis. The record is from RefSeq and is a predicted model, not a curated record. Lineage: Eukaryota; Metazoa; Arthropoda; Insecta; Coleoptera; Curculionidae.